This is a messenger RNA of Candoia aspera, 2395 nucleotides long. It is a transcript of the gene REP15, whose product is annotated as RAB15 effector protein. The coding region runs from base 1433 to 2149 and encodes 238 amino acids. Lineage: Eukaryota; Metazoa; Chordata; Lepidosauria; Squamata; Candoiidae. Gene Ontology annotation, biological process: receptor recycling. The record is from RefSeq and is a predicted model, not a curated record. The transcript has a single exon.
CACUGGUGGGAUAGUCCAACAAUUUCAUCUACUCAUUCCUAAUAAUUUUUUAGGAGUUAGCACCCUGCUAAUUAGAACAAGUGCAAUUGUCUGGAGUUACUGUCUGUUCAUUGCAAGUUAUUUUCUAGUAGUUACCAUUGGCUGGUAUUUCACAAAUGUUUUGAAAAUUGCUCUAAGACUUGACUUUCCACUUUAUGCCUUUUUGGGCCUGUGUCUGCUCAAACGAGAAGUACUUGUGCUGCUGAUUAAAUAAGUGUUUCUAAUGGAAUAUCAGCAAAAUUUUUAGUGCUGGAACUUAAGAGUUAGAGAUGUGCUAACUUGUGCUACUGAACUGGUAAUGCAAUGAAGGGAUUCCAGUGAUAUCUUUCUGCUUGGUUACUAUUGUCAACAUCGUGUAAGCACCUGAAAAUCUAAAUAUUCUUAUUUAUUUACUUAAUUACUUACCAACCUAUUGGCUGAUACGCUGCUCCAUUUCUGAAGACUUGUCCCUGUAUCCUCUCCUGAAGAGCCAUAUUUUCACAGCUCUUCAAAAACAUGGUCUGGAUAUCUGGGAGAUAGGCUGUUCCAAAGGAGGGAUGUCAUGGCCAAGAAGGUUCAACUAUGGGGUCCUUCUAGAUGGCAUUCCCUCAGGUGGGACCUUCAACAAGCCUCCUUUCCCUGAUCUCACAAGACAGAUUCAACCCAGAGGAGGUGGUCUCAAAAAGAUCCAGGCCCUGAGCCAUGUUGGGCUUUAAAGGUGAGAGUUCUUCAUUCAUAUCCUUCAUUGCGUGACAUAGAUUAACAUUAAGUCUUAGUGAACUUAUUAUAAAGUAAGGUACACAUACCUCUAGUUAGUGGCUUAGGAUUUCUGAAGAACAGGUAAAUAAAACUCAAUCAUUGUCACAAACCAGCUAGGUGAUACCACCUGGCUGACCAUGGUGGACCUCAAAAUGUUAAACAGCAUUAGGACUUGGGUGAGAAACUAUCAGGCAACCCUAGGUAGCAGAGGUUGAAUAUUGAAUAUUGAAAAGUUCAAAACUUGGUAGAAGACAGCGGCAAGCCACUUCUGUAUAGUUGCCAGAAAGCUACAUGAAUGUGCUCAUGAAGUUGCUGGGAAUUGAGCUUGACUUGAGAUUUCUUUCAUGCUUUCUAGUUAUGACUUUAAAAAAAAAACUGUAAGGGAAAUGCAAAUAUUAACAAUAAAGGGAGGGGAAUGUGCAAUGAACACAAAGCUGUGAAAUUUUAAAAGUGAAAAUUACCAGACCAGUUCAACUAGUUUCUGCAGGUUGAGUUGAAACACCACACACCCAGUGUUCCUUGUUUGCAGUUUAGAAGCAGAUCAAUUUGCAUGGCAGGAUGCUGGUUAGAGACAACAGCACAGUGGCCUUGCUUAUUUAGACCCUGAAUCUUAAGAAAAAGUUUUUCAGGACCAGUUCCAUCUUUGGAAAGGAAAAUGGGUCAAAAGAUGGCAAAGGAAGCAAGCCAAGAGAAUAAGGCUGAUGUCCUGGUGAUAUGUGAUAUAUUUAGCCAAGGAGUAGGUCAUGCAUCCCAAAAACUCAAAGAGUACCUGGGAUUUGAGGAUCCCCAGAGCAAAUUCCGUCCAGCCACGGAUACCCUGAAUGAAAUUUUUCUGGUCAACUUCAUCAGUUUCUGUGUUGAAAAAGGCGUAGAAGAACGCAUCACAACCAGCAAAAUGACCAAGCAACAAUCCUUGCUUUUGGGAGUCGACUGGAUUUGGACUCUAUCUGGAGCAGACAAGCAAAUUAAACUUCAGGUUGCUGUCCAGUCUCUGCAGAUGACUGAUCUCCCCAGUCGAGAUCAACCUUUUGAAUUCCUAGGCAGUAACAGAGAGACAAUGCUUGCUAGUGAACUAUUUUGGAACAAAAGCCGACUUGAAAAGCUGGAAGAAUUCUGCAUGUUGGUUGGACAGGACUGUCUUGGCUUAUUCAUAAUCUAUGGGGUUCCAGGAAAGCCAAAAGAGAUCCGAGGCAUCGUUUUGGACAGCAUUGAAGAGGAAAAAAGGAAAAACCUCUUUUCGGGUGACAGUGCUUUGAGACAAUAUAUUUUGGACACAGACAAUUUUCUCCCUACUAAAGAGAUGUUGGAACAUUGCCUCUUUAAGAAAAAUGGAUUGAGGGAUAUGGGUAAGGUGUAUAUUAAUUUCCUUUAACAUUUCUAACUGCAAAUGCUAGAUGCUGCAUCAAUGGCUAUCUCAUAUUGCUCACAAACUUCUCUCUUCUUAACUUGUUCCCAAAGAUGAACCGUUGUAGACUUUGCAGAAGUCAUUGUUUUCUAGAUGGUGCACUUUCAUAAAAUAGAUUUUUAAAGCAUUCCCAUCUUGAACGUUCAACUGUUUACGGGACCAUGUUAAAAAAGAAAUAUAUUCACCAUACUGUGGCAAUAGGAAAUAUAAUUG